CCAAAUCUAUAUUACUCUUAUUUCCUUGGGAAGGUUUUUUUUGUAUAAAAUGAUGGGACUACAAGUAGGGAAAGAUGAGAAUAAGGAAUGAAACAGGGGACCGGGCCAAUAUAAUGAGUAAAAAAAAGAACAGGGGACAGUCAGUCAUUAAAUAUUCAUUAGGUGCCCACUAUGUGUCUGGCACUGUAAAAAAAACAGGAAAGUCAAAGAAAGGCAAAAGACACUAGUGGAAGACAUAACACACAAGCUAAAAACAAGCAAGCAGUAGAAUAAAUAGAUGCUCAACAGAGGGAAGGUACUUGACUUAAGGAGGAUCAAGAAAGUUUUCCUGUAGAAGGAUUUUUUUCCCCCUUGGACUUGAAGGAAACCAGGAGUAGAGAAUUCCAAGCGCGGGGUUCAGAUAAUGAAAAGGUAUGGAGUGUCUUGUUUAAAGACAACAGAAGCUGCUGGAUCAUGCAAUACUUAGUGGGGAAUGAGUUGUAAGAGGACUAGGAAGGAGCAAGUUAGAAAGAGCUUUCAAAGCCAAAUGGAGACUUUUAUUUUGAUCCCAGAGAUGACUGAGAGCUCCUGGAGUUUAUUAAAUAGGGGGUGUGGUGUGGCAUGGUCAAACCUGUUCUCUGGCAGCUGAGUAGAAGAUGGGUUAGAGAGGGACCCAUUCGUGACAGGAUCAACUGACAGGCAAUUUUGUUGAGGAAUAAUGUGAUGAGGGCCUGUAUCAGGUUGGUGGUAGUAUCAGAGGGAAAAAAGAGUAUAGAUGUGAUGUUGUGAUGUCACUUUGACAGAAUUUAGCCACUUGGAUAUAGAGGAAGAGAUAUAGGAGUAACAAGGGUUAUCCCUACAUUGUGAGUGCCCUCAAAAGUUAUAAGGAAGGAAGGAAAUGAGAGCGUGGGCUAAACGAUGAGUUGUUUGGCCAUGCUGAGGUUGACAUCCCAUUUGAAACGUUUGAAGACAUCUGGAAGCCCAAGAUUGGGAGUCAGCAGGAAGGGUGGGGCUAAAGAGAUGUGAGAAUCAUCAGCCUAGAGAUGAUUCAACAGGAGCUAAUGAGAUCACCAAGUGAAGAGAGUCCAAGGCUGAGCCUGGGAUGGCAUGGAUGGCUAGUGGCCCACCCAAAGGAGUCUUUGAAGUAGUCAGGUGGUUAGGGGAAGAACCAGGAGAGAAAAAUGAAAAUCCAUGAAGGAGAAAGAACAAGGGGUCUCCCUUAAGAAGAUGGGUCUGAACAAGGUCUACAAAGAGCUUAAGAAGAAUAGAGGGUUGAAAAAAAGGCCAUUUUGUCAUUUAUCAUGUAAUAGUCUUCACUCUCUUUGGAGGGGAAAGUUUGGAUUGGAUGAUGAAGCUGGAAGCCGGACCAGGGAGAGAUAAGAAGAAAGUAAGAGGCAAGGAAGUGACAUAUCCUGUAGACAGCCCACAAGAGGGGAGAAAAAGAUGGGGUAGUAGCUAGGAGGCAUAGGCAGGGAGAAUGGAGGAAAUGCAGGAACGCCUGACCCUUUCCUUUCACCACAGGUACAUGAUUCUGGUUCAGUAAUGGUGAUGGCCCAGGAUGAACCAGUGGGGGCUGGCUGCCAUUGGUGGGGAGGGGUUUGAGCCAAGUGAACAUUUAUCUAUAGAGAGGGCCUCGGGGACCAGAAUGUGAGCAACCUCUGGGGAGGGUCCCUUGACAGAGAGACACAUGGGACUGGGCUGGAGAUGGAGGGUGAACGACUAAAUGGCUUUGUGAAGUCCGAGAUGGUACAGAGAAUUGAAAUGAUGAUGUGGGGUGUUCAGGGUAAGGUAUAUUCAAGGUAAUGUGAGCAUUUUUAGGAAUACAUUUGGGUGGAACAUGGAGAUUUAGAGCGUUUGGGGCAUGUCAGAAAUAUUGGAACAGAUUUUGGAUGGGCCAUAAGAGUGUAUUCAAAAUAUCUAUGACUCAUUUGGGAAGAAUAUAUUUAGAAGCAGUGUGAUCUAAUGAGUAAGAGAUGGCCUCAGUCAAGAAGGCCUAAGAUCAAAUUCCAAUUUUAGCCCAUCCUGGCUGUGUGGUCCUGGGCAAGUCAUUUUCUCCUGGCAACACUGUAAGAGCGUAAGGGACAACUCAGGGUCAAUCUCUAUUAUUAGUGGGAGUUUUCUCAUCAGCAGUGCCUUAAACCGAUAAAAUCACAAGUUUGGACCCAUGAAAUACAAAAUGCUGGGUGGAGAUAUGCUUGGGUUGUUCCAUGAGAGUGGGGAAACUGGUCAGAGGAAUAAAGGCCUGAGGGGGUUAAAGCACAGGCUGGAGGUGGGGGGGGACCAUGACCCCUCCUCCCCCCUGGGAGCCCCCACUGCCCCUCCACCUCCUAUGGCAGACCACCCCGGAAUGCACAUUGACACUGGGCCUGGUGUACACCAAAGCAAACCUCAUCUUCCACCACUGGCAGCUGGCUGACCCCAAGUUUGGCCUGACUUUCCGGAGUCCAGCGGUGGCUGACACUUUCCAGAGAAGCAUGCAGACUGCCCUAGCAGAGGGGGUUCAAGGCUCACUCUCCUCAUCCUCUUCCUCUUCUUCCAACACUUCCCAGGAGCCCCCAGAUGUCCUCUCCACCCAAAAGAUGCAGCCGGACAAGCAGUCUUCUUCCAGCUCCAUCCGCCAAGAGGCUCGGCCCCCAGGCCCAGCUAUAGUCACUAGCGAGUCAUCGGGCUUUGGCCUGGCCAUGACCUCCCAGCGCCGGCACUCCCCCCCACAGGUGGGACUGCCCCAACCCUCACUCUGCCCAGGGUAUGGGGAGAGAGCCUGGGGACAGUCCCAGAGGAGGAGGGCCUGGAAGGUUUGCCUUCAAGGGCACCUGGGACAGGGAGGGGGGGAGGUGCACUCAGUACCACUCCUGGGUCUCAGGGAAGGAUGGGGACUUCCUGAGUCUCCAGGGGAUAAACGGCUUAGCUUGAAGGAACCGGACAUUGAUUUUUCUUAUCUGCCAAUCACUUCCUUUCUUUCUUUUCUCCUUCCCAUGAGCCAGAGUUCACCAACUCCAGAACCAGCCUUUCUAGCGGCCCGGGCCCUCAACCAUGUCGGGCUGGGUGGGCCGGGCUCUGGGAUUCAGGCGGCCGCCCCCGCCUAUGGCCGUGUCCGGUGA
Messenger RNA from Sarcophilus harrisii (Tasmanian devil), 3080 nucleotides. RefSeq names its product sprouty related EVH1 domain containing 3 (gene SPRED3). Lineage: Eukaryota; Metazoa; Chordata; Mammalia; Dasyuromorphia; Dasyuridae. The record is from RefSeq and is a predicted model, not a curated record. Gene Ontology annotation, biological process: negative regulation of MAPK cascade. The transcript is spliced from 3 exons. Bases 2262 to 3080 code for a protein of 272 amino acids. Gene Ontology annotation, molecular function: protein kinase binding.